AUGUCUAGGCACCCGAAUUUCAUAGCGCCGGGAGGACAUGGCGGUGAGUCUCCGUACCGCCGGUACGACGAGGACUCGGCUGGCAGAGUUGCUGAGAAGCGAACGUUGAUCAGGAGAGAAGAGUCGCCGACUACUGGCGAGGAGCUCGUGACAGUGCGCAGCAUUCCCAGCAUCGGCAGCCCGAGUUCCUUGAGACGAGCCUCUACGUCACUGUCGUCGUCAAUGGAAAUUCCAGGGAGACAUCACCAAGUCGCCGACCGUCAGCACCACGCCUUUCGUCGAUCGCAAUCAUUCAAUGCCGUUUCAUCGCUUCGUGGCUUAUCACCACCCCCUCAGCACCCUGCUACGAGUACCAAACGUGAUGACAUAGUCGUUCUCGUGAUGGGUAUGACAGGCAGCGGAAAAAGCUCUUUCAUCAGUCGAGUUUCCGAUAGCAAGGUCCAGAUUGGCCAUUCACUCACCUCCUGCACGACCGAUCCAGAAAUCUAUGCUGUGCAGCUGCCAGGCCGUCGCCAUGCAUAUCUUAUCGACACGCCUGGCUUCGAUGAUACCUCAAAGUCAGACGCUGAGAUUUUGAAAGGUAUCGCAUUCUUCCUGCACAGCCUCUUUCAGCGGAAAAUGCUGCUGUCUGGGAUGAUCUACAUGCAUCGCAUCACCGAUGUGCGCAUGGGAGGUGCGGCGAUGAAGAGUUUGGAGCUGUUCAGGCGUAUCUGCGGAUCCGAGGCCUUCCAAAACAUUGCUCUUGUGAGCACUAUGUGGGAGCAGCUGAAAGGUGAAGAAGGGCAAGAGGUUGGUGAGGAACGCGAGGACAAACUCUUGUCCGAGGCGAGGUUCUGGAAGGAUUUCGUGGAUGGAGGGAGUAGACCACUGCGUCAUCAUGGAACAGACACCUCUGCGCGACGGAUUCUCGAGAGCAUGCCGCUUGCUUCUCCGCCCGGGAUAGCUCUACAGCUGCAGCGGGAGAUGGCCGACGGACGCUCACUGGACAAGACAUCGGCAGGCAUGUACCUAGAGGGUGGCAUGGAACAGAUGAUAUCCAAGUACGAGAAAGAGGUGCGCCGAUUACGACAGGACAUCGACGAAGUGCGUGCCGAAGGAGAUCUGGCGAGCGAGGAGAUGCUGCGAGAAGAGCACAAAGCAUCGUUGUCAAAGCUACACGAGACCGAAAAAGGCAUGGACUCCUUGAUCGUGGACGCGGAUCAAUUGAUCAACGAAAAAGCUCCCGAGUACAGGGAGAACGUGGAAAAGCAACAACGGCGAGAAUUGGCUCGAGACCCGGCCCUGGCCGAAGUUCUGCAACGUCAACGUAAGCUGGAAGCGGAAAAGCUGGAGCUGAAGAGGGACAUCGACUACCUGAAGCAUCGCGACAAAGAGAAGAGCCUGCUUAUAGACGCGAUGCGUCGACAAGAUCACGCCUCACGCCUCCACGACAGGAGGGGCGAAGCUCGACAACGCCGAGCUUCAAUAUCACCACCUCCGUCCUCAAGGAGCCGGGUCGAGGAAAUUGAAGCUCAACAGCGUCAGGACGACCGCUUGAUCGACGAGAAACUGCUGGCCAGAAACCCUGCUAUCAGCUUCGCCCGGGAGUUGGUCAAGCCACUGGCUCCAACUGUGGCUCGAUAUUGGAACGCUGUCGCUCCCCGUCAGACGCCUCGGAAUGGACGUGCGGAACGGCCAGGACGGUACUACAGAUAG
Molecule: messenger RNA, 1695 nt
Organism: Cyphellophora europaea CBS 101466
Lineage: Eukaryota; Fungi; Ascomycota; Eurotiomycetes; Chaetothyriales; Cyphellophoraceae
Exons: 1
Coding region: 1-1695 (564 amino acids)
Molecular function (GO): GTP binding
Source: RefSeq, a predicted model, not a curated record